Ochlerotatus camptorhynchus is the source of this 3190-nucleotide messenger RNA. RefSeq names its product peptide transporter family 1-like. Gene Ontology annotation, biological process: dipeptide import across plasma membrane. Gene Ontology annotation, molecular function: dipeptide transmembrane transporter activity. The transcript has 5 exons. The record is from RefSeq and is a predicted model, not a curated record. Gene Ontology annotation, cellular component: plasma membrane. The coding region runs from base 843 to 3017 and encodes 724 amino acids. NCBI's taxonomy places the organism in Eukaryota, Metazoa, Arthropoda, Insecta, Diptera, Culicidae.
UCUUCCAAUAGCCGACUGCCAGCGAGGUUCGAAAAACGUUGUGCGGUUCAGUUAACUUUAUUGUUCGUUGCAGAUCCGUUGUUUGCUGUUACUUUUCGCUUCCAUCCAUAACCCUGGUGUAGAGAGCACGUGGUGGUUGUUUUGUUUUCACUUUUCGAUCGUUUAUUCUGUGACUCAAAAGCACGAGACUCGGACAGAAAGGUUAUAUCACGCACAGCACCAGCAUGCCAGACCUGCUGGACCAAUAGACACGGUUGGUGUGUAUUUGGCAUGGCUGAAAGAAAAUUGAUCAGUUUUUGAGUUGAAGAGAAUGGAACAGAAAUAAAAUUUCGCGCGCGUGUUUGUGUCUCGAUCAUCCACCGGAUCAAUAAACCGUCGAAACAGGUGAAACGUUAUCAAAUUAUGAUACUUUCUCAAAAAAAAACUGAUCAACACUGUGUUUGAGAAAAGUAAAUAGAGGAAACCCAGUAUGCUAGUGUUAAUUGUAGACUGCUGUUUCUUUGUAUUUGUGUAAACGAAUUGUUGUAAAUUGGAAGCGAAUUAAAAGAUUCAGUGUGGUCUCUAGUGAAUCUAUCAAACAGAAGAUUACAUCAGAAAGCGUCUGUAUGAAGUAAUAACACAGUGUCUGGUGGAAUGGUUUAGUUGGUCGAACACAGUUAGUGCAUAUGUUCAACGGAGUAGAAGAGCGUGCUAUCAUUAUCAAUGUCCGAUCGUGGCAUGUAAACGGUCUGCAAAGGCACAAAAGGAAAUUUUUAAAUUGAAAGGAGAACCACACCUACUGCGAACUACUCGGAAAGUGCAGCAGUAAAUCAACGGCAGGCAAUAUUCAACGAUAAGACAAAAUGGUUUCAACACGGUUCGAAGUAUCGAACUCACCGCCGGUACGGUAUCCAAAAUCGAUAUUCUUCAUAAUCAGCAAUGAAUUCAGCGAACGUUUCAACUACUAUGGAAUGCGAACUGUUCUGGCUCUCUACCUCACCCAAAAGCUCAACUACGAUGACGACACGGCCACCGUAAUAUAUCACAUUUUUACAAGUUUAGCGUACUUCUUCCCUCUAAUGGGUGCCAUCCUUGCCGACAGUUUUCUCGGCAAAUUCAAAACUAUCCUGUACCUGUCUAUUGUGUACUGUAUUGGAAGCACAUUAAUUGCAAUGGGGGCUAUCCCGCCCCUCAACUUACCUGCCACAUCGAUGACCGUCUUAGGACUCCUGUUUAUUGCGGUCGGUUCUGGCGGUAUCAAACCAUGUGUUUCGGCAUUUGGUGGAGAUCAAUUCAAGCUUCCCGAUCAAGCGGUUCAAUUGGCAAAGUUUUUCUCCUUGUUCUACUUUGCAAUCAAUGCUGGCUCUCUUAUCUCAACUACCCUAACCCCAAUCCUCCGCGAAGAUAUACAUUGUUUCAAUGAAACCGAUUGUUUCUCGCUCGCUUUCGGAGUGCCUGCAGUGCUGAUGAUUGUCUCGAUUCUGGUCUUCGUAUGCGGAAGAUCGAUGUAUUCAAUCAGAAAACCUGCCGGCAACAUGGUCGUAUUGGUAUUCAAAUGCGUUGGAAAUGCAUUGUCUACCAAGGUCAAGGAACAAGACGAGAAUCCCAAAUCACAUUGGUUGGAUUAUGCUGAAACGAAAUAUGGAAGACAAAUCGUUGCAGAUAUUAAGUCGCUGAUGAAGAUUCUGGUGCUAUACAUUCCAUUGCCCGUAUUUUGGGCAUUGUUCGAUCAACAAGGAUCUCGCUGGACUUUCCAAGCUACGAGAAUGAAUGGUGAAAUUGGAGCAUUCACGAUUAAACCCGACCAGAUGCAAGUGAUCAAUCCUUUGCUUAUCCUUGUGUUCAUUCCAUUCUUCGAAGGUUUGGUUUAUCCUGUUCUGGAAAAAAUCGGCAUUCGUACACCAUUGCAAAAGCUUUCCUUUGGCGGUAUUUUAGCUGGUGCAGCGUUUGUUCUAUCAGGAUUCGUUGAAAUUGCUCUGGAUGAAACAAACGCAGUUUUGCCCAUGCCAACUGAGUCUCAACUGCGAAUUUACAACGGACUGCCAUGUGAUUAUCACUUCAAAACCGAUAUACCAGACUUCAAAAACUUUACUGUUCAAUCAAUUGGAGCAUUUGAAGCCAUUCACGUAAGCACGAAGGUAAAUACUACGUUCCGAUUUACGGCCGAUACGACAGAGAGUUUCUGUAUUAAGGCUAAUAUGUCUAAUAUUUCGGGUACAUUCUAUCUGAAUCCGGGAAAUGCAGUGAGCUAUUUCAUUAGCCAGAAAGCUAAUAAGGUAAACCUUCUUGAGUAUGCGGAUUCAGCUGAAAAGGACAAACGAGGUCUACCUCGAGUAAGGAUUCUAGCUAAUAUAAAGACCGCCAAGAAAGUACUGCUCAAAAAUAAUUGGAACAGCGAUUUGCAGUAUAACGUAUCGCUGAAUACGUACGACCAGUUUACAGUUGCCGAUGGAGAAUACGACCUGUAUAGUGAUAAUGGCACCAGAAAAAUUGCUUCCGCCAAAUUCGAACUAGGAGGAGUUUACACAGUUAUACUGCAUGAAGUUUUGGAGAACGAAUUUAAACUUCAAAGACACACCGUAGCUCCCUCCAACUCGCUGCACAUGCUUUGGUUAGUACCCCAGUACGUGGUAAUCACCGCCGGCGAGGUGAUGUUCUCGAUCACAGGUCUACAAUUCUCCUACUCCCAAGCGCCAGAAAGCAUGAAAUCCGUUAUUCAAGCCUUUUGGCUCCUCACAGUGGCCAUCGGAAACAUGUUGGUGGUAUUUAUCGCAGAAGCCAAAUUUGUCGAAUCUCAAUCGGUUGAGUUCUUCUUAUUCGCGGUUCUAAUGCUCUUGGACAUGGCGCUCUUUAUGAUUCUUGCCUCGCGCUAUGAAUAUGCGGAACAUGAGGACGAUGACGUUGAAUCGGGUGAUAUGAAGAAACCGGAUAUCAAUAAAAUCGAUGACAUUCCAUUGAAGCUCGAUCAAGGUCCACUGGAGAAAGGUUUAGAAGCCCCGAAAGCCACUUACACAAACGAGGCAUACCGAGAAGACUGAGUGCUGUGAAAACUAGGAUCUAAACGUUCUCUCUUAAGAUGGUAUUAUUCGUGCAUUAUGUUUUGAAUGGUUUAUUUUUAACCUGUACCGUUUUCUGUUGUGAAAAUUACUCGAAAUUACAAAUGUCGAUGAUUUUUUUUCUAUUAAGAUUUCUUUAAUUUAAAGAAAAUAAA